AAAAAAUUUUAAAAUAAAUUAGGGAGAGUCAUUUUGGUAACAGGGAGGAACAUCCACCAUUCUGCAUGAGUAGGGUGGCCUCUUGUGCCGCUCCUGUGUAUAGAGAAUUUGAAAUCGAGUUUUAAUCUUUGAUGUGAAGUCCUCUGUGGACGUGUCUCUGUGACUUGCACACACUGGUGCUGGUGGGUACCUGUGAUGAAGCCGCAGCACUAUGUGUGCACCUCUCCUACAACAGCCACCUGGCUGACUUUGAGAAUAAGCUCUCCAAAAGUCUGAAUUCGCCUCCCGUCUCACAAAUAUGGUUCAUUUCAGAAACUUUUGUUGGAAACAUUUGUAAUCAAAUUCACUGAUGGAAAUGAUGUGUCUACAUGUAGAUGCCCAAGUAAUUUAUAGUUGGCAAUUCCUGGAAAAGCUGUGGCCCAAUGUACUUUUGUACUCCCAAAUUUCAGGAAAUUGGAGGAUUUGUUCUGUGACUUCGGCCAACCAAAGUAUUCUUGAUAAUGCUUGUCUUACACAUCUGUAAAAGUUCCAAGUGUGAUACAGAGAAGGUCUUAUUUAGGCUAGCUAACAGGGAAGAAAGUGGAAGAGGUCCCAAAUGAGAGUUGCAUUGAAGCAGACUAAGCUAUGAGAAAUUGCAUUAUCUUAAUGUGUUUCAUAUGGUCAAAGUCUGACAAUGUAGCAGAACAAUGCAGAGUGGAGCAAGUUCAUUAUAAGUUGAUUAUAAAGUGCUUAGGAGGUAAUUCUGAAUACUUUACGAAACUCCCUAGGAUAGUGACUUCUUUCAUUCACUCCAUAGAAGAACUUGAAAUUUAUUAGUGGUGUUUUUCUAGAGAUACAAAAAUUGCUUCUGAAAAUACUUUGAUGUAUACUGACUUUUAUCUACUUCUGCUGGAUUAUGGAAUACUUUUUCCUGUGUUUAUCUAUUGUCAUCUUUCUGAUGUACUGAGAUUUGUAUUAGCUUGUUUCCCAACGUUUUGAGGAGGAGAUAAAUGUCAUUAAGUCUAAGAGUGAAUGCAGAAUGAUAACAAAAGAAUAUACAUUCAGAAAUGAUGGAUUAUCGUAAGAAUGUACAUGUAUGCUAUUGUGGAUAUAAACAAUCUCGUACAUUUGCUAGUAAGGGAAGAUUCUGCUGUGAAGAUGUGGAGCCCUGCCUCCUUUCCAUAAAUACUUGAUCAAUCUGGGAAUUAUUUGUGGAUUUGUUCCAGAGAAGGCUAAUGCUUUAGAUGGGAGAAAGUAGGGAUGUCCUGCUAAAAGAACUCAUCUCACAGGGGAAAAGAUUAUAGGAUUUGCUAUUAAGUGUUCUGCAUUGAAGAACAAUUGCCUUCUUAUCUUGUAUGGUUUUAACAAAAAAUUCGCUACCCUGCCUGUGUAUUUUUGUGGUACUAGUGUACAUUGUGCUUAGCAGGCUUAUUUUACUCUUAAUAAUGCAUUUUACUCUCUGUAGUUUGUAUUUUGGGUGUUGUUUUUAAGUAUCUUUUUCUUAGAUGUUUCUUUGGUUUAAAGAAAAAAAAGAGGUCUGUAGAAUAUAGUCCUAUAUGUGUAGGAGCACACCGAUUUACAAAAACUAUAAUACUAUAUUUGGGGUCCGAAGUGCUUAUAUUAAAGAAAAUCCAUCAUGAUGACAUUGUAAUAAAUGUAAUAUGCAUGUUGAGAUGAAAAAUAUAAUUCAUUUUGAUAAGCCUUAUAUAUCCCAUAUUACUGUGUUCUUUGAGGAACAUUCUCCCUGUUCUUUCUCUCUCUUAAUAUAUGUCUAAAGUCUUUUCCUUAUGUCUUUCCUACCUAGCAUCACCCUCUCCUUGUUCAUUUUCUGUCCAAAGCAAAACCCUUCAGAGCAAAUCUUUGUUGAAUUCCUACUACUCAGUAUCAUCAGACACAGUUCCAUCGACCACGCUGUUAGACAGUAGCCAUGGAGAGAUGACUCAGCCAACCUUGACUAUCCAGACCCACCCGUACCGAAGCUGCGAGCCAGUGGAAAUGUCCUACCCACGGGGGCAGUUCCAGCCAGCCAUCCGAGUGGCCGACCUGCUGCAGCACAUCACCCAGAUGAAACGUGGACAGGGCUAUGGAUUUAAAGAGGAAUACGAGGCGUUACCUGAGGGGCAGACGGCAUCCUGGGAUACAGCCAAGGAAGAUGAAAAUCGCAAUAAGAAUAGAUAUGGAAACAUAAUCUCCUAUGAUCAUUCAAGAGUGAGAUUGCAGCUGCUGGAUGGGGACCCUCACUCUGACUACAUCAACGCCAAUUACAUAGACGGGUACCACCGGCCUCGUCAUUACAUUGCAACUCAAGGGCCGAUGCAAGAGACAGUGAAGGAUUUCUGGAGAAUGAUUUGGCAAGAAAACUCUGCAAGCGUUGUCAUGGUCACCAACUUGGUGGAAGUGGGCAGGGUGAAGUGUGUUCGGUACUGGCCAGAUGACACAGAGGUCUAUGGGGACAUUAAAGUCACAUUAAUUGAGACAGAACCACUGGCAGAGUAUGUCAUACGCACAUUUACUGUACAAAAGAAAGGCUACCAUGAGAUCCGAGAGAUUCGGCAGUUCCACUUCACCAGCUGGCCAGACCACGGGGUUCCUUGCUAUGCCACGGGCCUCCUGGGCUUUGUUCGGCAAGUAAAGUUCCUCAACCCUCCAGAGGCAGGACCCAUCGUUGUGCACUGCAGUGCUGGGGCUGGGAGAACAGGGUGCUUUAUUGCCAUUGACAUCAUGCUUGACAUGGCAGAGAACGAAGGUGUGGUUGAUAUAUUUAACUGCGUGCGAGAGCUGCGCUCCCAGAGGGUCAAUUUGGUGCAGACGGAGGAACAGUAUGUAUUUGUCCAUGAUGCCAUUUUGGAGGCGUGUCUCUGCGGCAACACGGCCAUUCCAGUUUGUGAGUUCAGAUCCAUAUAUUACAACAUCAGCAGGAUAGAUCCACAAACCAAUUCCAGUCAGAUAAAAGAUGAGUUUCAGACUCUCAAUAUUGUGACACCGCGGGUUCGACCAGAGGACUGCAGCAUCGGCCUUUUGCCGAGGAACCAUGACAAGAACCGCUGCAUGGACGUGCUGCCCUUGGACCGGUGCCUGCCCUUCCUCAUCUCUGUGGAUGGCGAAUCCAGUAACUACAUCAAUGCUGCGCUCAUGGAUAGCCACAAGCAACCUGCUGCCUUUAUUGUAACCCAGCACCCUUUGCCCAACACCGUAGCAGACUUCUGGAGGCUGGUGUUUGAUUAUAACUGCUCCUCCGUAGUGAUGCUGAAUGAGAUGGAUGCUGCACAGGUAAGGGAUUUUUCAUCAUCUCAGCCAUAUAACUUUAUUUUCAGAUCCAGAAGGUUUUCAGGGGGUUUCUACAGCCAUUUGCUUGUGACCAAUAAAUAAAACAAAAUAAAUAAUGGGAACUGGAAUGUAACAGGCAAUGUUUUGGGGUACUGUGGAAGAGCAAGGUUCAGGUCUACAUACUUGACUCCUUCUA
Meleagris gallopavo (turkey) is the source of this 3442-nucleotide messenger RNA. Lineage: Eukaryota; Metazoa; Chordata; Aves; Galliformes; Phasianidae. The record is from RefSeq and is a predicted model, not a curated record.